This is a messenger RNA of Funneliformis geosporum, 242 nucleotides long. The record is from the annotation of a GenBank genome assembly. Lineage: Eukaryota; Fungi; Glomeromycota; Glomeromycetes; Glomerales; Glomeraceae.
UAUAUAAAAAUCCAGUGAAGAUGGUAGCCUGUAUCCAUGAUACAUAUUAUGAUGUUAAAGCAACCCUGUUAUCAGAAGCUGACAUUAAGAAAAUUAGAGAAUCCAGAGGUAGGAUACCCAAUGCAUCACAAAAAAUAGCUAGUAAAUUUCAUAUCGGACCUAAGCGACAGACUCUUGAAGCAGUGUCAGAAGUAUCGUCUAUACCCCUUCUGGCUACAAAGAUUCCAAAAAAGAAUGGUUGA